CGUCCUAGUAACUACUAGGUAGUAGCUGCUCGGCACGCUGUGGGCCACUCAUGGGCCUACCCAAACAAAUAAAUACCUACUCAUGGUAGGGUGCUGCCCGUGGGGAUUCCGUCAAGAGAGAUCCAGGACCGAUACAUACACUCGACAUAUCCGAGAUUUGAAUCUGACGUCGUCGGUAGCCUCAAGCACCGGUAUCCCCUCUCUUCAUAGAUAUACGGACCUCCGCCCCACCCCCCGACCCCGAAUUACGAACACAAUCCGAACUCGAGUCUGUAACCAUGGUCAACGCACCAGGGCUAGUUCCGACCGAGGAGGACUAUGCAAGAACUGCGGGACUGGAGGCUGGUUGCUACGUGUCGUUCGCAAUCGCGAUACUUUUUGUGGCCGCACGACUCUAUGCCCGAAUCAUGAUCGUAAAGACGUUUGGGUUGGAUGACUUCUUCCUCGUCAUAGCAACGCUAUGGUCGCUCGCCAUCAUCGUGUGCGUUCCGAUCAUGUUCCGGCUGGGCAUCGGCAAGCACCUGAUCAACCUGACGAUGGACGAAUUCCUGGUGGCGCGGAAAUGGGCGUGGCUCUCUCAGAUCUUCUACUACGGGGCAUUAGGAUGCGUCAAGUGCGCGAUCGUAGCACUAUACCACCGGCUGGCCUCGCAGCCCAAACACAAGUCGGCGCUGAAGUGGAUCGGCGGCGCGGUGCUGGCGCACACGAUCGCGGCCGUCAUCACGACCGCGCACAUGUGCGAUCCCGUCGCCAUCAUCUGGCAGCCCACGUUCCCCGUCGGUUGCAUCGACAUUCUGAGCUUCAACUACUUCAACGCCGCGUUCCACAUCUUUACCGAUCUGCUGCUCGCCGUCCUGCCGAUUCCGAUCCUGAAGGGAUUGCAGAUCAACCACAAGAAGAAGAUUGCCCUGGUCGUUGUGUUUGCCGUCGGCGCGCUCACCAUCUUCUGCACCAUCGCUCGCCAGGUCACUAAUGCCAUCGCGCUGAACAAUAUGGACUUUAGCUGGUACUGGGCCUCGGCCGAGCUCUGCACCUGUGUCGAAGUGAACAUGGGGUUGAUCUGCACCUCGCUGCCAGCUUUGCGACCACUGUUGAAGAACGUCGUAACGAACCUGGGCUCAUCAGGAGACGGCUACGAGAUGAAGAAGUCCGGGCGCAGUCCGUUCAGCUCGAAGCUGGGCGGCGUGUCCAAGAACGGCGAGGACAGCGGCUACUCCACCCGCAUAUUCGCCAGCAAGAAGGGCAGCCAGCUCGAGUCCGGCAACGACAGCGAGGAGCACAUCGUCCCCCCCUCGGCGCCCGGCCACGUCGUCAAGAACGUCGAGUAUACCGUCGAGUACAGCAAUAGGACCGGCGGAGGGCCGGCGGUCUGAAUAUCUCGAAGCUCGAAGCGAGCGCGGAACGGAACGGUGUCUGGUUGGUUGGUUUGCUUGUUCGGUUCGGUUGAUUUUUUCGGGUGCCCCGGGGUUUAUUUCUUUUGUCUAACCUUCAAAACUUUUUUACGGAUUCAAUUUUUUAUUUUCGGAUGG
Molecule: messenger RNA, 1529 nt
Organism: Tricharina praecox
Lineage: Eukaryota; Fungi; Ascomycota; Pezizomycetes; Pezizales; Pyronemataceae
Exons: 4
Coding region: 279-1373 (364 amino acids)
Source: RefSeq, a predicted model, not a curated record